AUGUUUGCUCGUCUCUUUGCUGUUGCCUCGCUCGUCGCGUUCGCUGUUGCCACUGAUGGCCAGUGCAACACCGGCAACAUCCAGUGCUGCGAGGGUUCCUCCUCCGUCAGCGACUACAACAGUGCCUACGGGGCUCUAGGUGUCGCGCCCAUCAUUACUAGUGUUGUUGGCGACGUUGGUCUCAACUGCAGCCCCCUCACCGUUAUCGGUACCGGCUCUGCCUGUCAAGCUAACCAGCAGCCUUUGUGCUGCAGCAACAACAAAUAUAACGGUGCAAUUAACAUUGGCUGCUUCCCCUAUCCAAUGCUGGCCUCUAGAUACCCAGCAUAG
Molecule: messenger RNA, 330 nt
Organism: Suillus paluster
Lineage: Eukaryota; Fungi; Basidiomycota; Agaricomycetes; Boletales; Suillaceae
Product: fungal hydrophobin
Exons: 3
Coding region: 1-330 (109 amino acids)
Cellular component (GO): fungal-type cell wall
Molecular function (GO): structural constituent of cell wall
Source: RefSeq, a predicted model, not a curated record